Molecule: messenger RNA, 4526 nt
Organism: Megalopta genalis
Lineage: Eukaryota; Metazoa; Arthropoda; Insecta; Hymenoptera; Halictidae
Product: Reduction in Cnn dots 1
Biological process (GO): positive regulation of transcription by RNA polymerase II
Cellular component (GO): NSL complex
Source: RefSeq, a predicted model, not a curated record
AUAGUGACCAUCUGUUGAUCUAAAUAUCGCUUCGUACGCAAAUUGUAAUUAUUCGCAUCCAUCUAAUUAUGUAUUCAUGUUUAUGUUCAGUUUGUUCAUUCUCAUUUGAUCGAGUAUUUGAUGAUUUGAUCCCUUCACGCGUACGUCAGCAAUUAGGUUUAUUUGGACCCACAAUAUUUCUUGUACUUGUUCCAAUUUUUAGCAUUAGAAAAGCUAAUUCCGAGUGAUUUUAUUAUCUUUAGGGGUCAUAUGCUUUCGACACCAUCGAAUAUUGGAUGUUGAUGUAAUAAAUGCACAGUUGAAUCUAAUAGAUUCGUACAUUAUUGGAUAUGCAAAAAUAGUGUAUACAAUAUGUGUACAUACGUAUGUAGUUAUGUGCAUGCAUAUUUUGGAGCCCAUGCGGAGUCCAAUCACAGCCCCAUAUUCACAAUUACCCACACACUCGUGUUAUAUUUAUAUUCUACCUCCUUUUCUUGCAACAGAUUCCAUUAAAACGAUAUCUGUUAUUUAAUAUACGGCUGUGUAAUGAUAUAAGACUUGGCAUUGCGAUGCUACAAGACAAAAUUUUGAAACUAAUGCAUAUUGCAGCGACAUACAUUUAAGAAAUCUAAUAAAAGUCAUGGAAUAAAUGGUUUAAACAGAUCCAGUAUAAUCAAACCGAGGUUAAUUAUACUUAUGGAUAUAUUUUGUGUUAGUAAUUUACAAUAAUGAUGUUGACACCAACGUCAGCAAUACCAUCUACAUCAAUAAGUGGCUCAAGAGUUCCAAGCCCUAUGAGUGACACAAUCGAUGAUAAUCCAAACAGAUUAACAACAUAUUUACACCAGCUUGCUGGGUGCUAUGAGAUGGAAGUUGAUAUGAUAACAAGGGAUCAUUGUUAUGCUAGGCCAUGGAAUUGGAGACCAGAAAAUAUAUAUGUGAAACCCCUAAAAAAGUUAUUUUUUCCUAAAAGAAGUUCAUCAACGGAGAAAUCUGGUCAAGAUGAAGAAGUCGACGUGGUAAAAGAUAGCAAUGAAUCGCUGGUACCGCCACUGGAUUUAACAAGAUCUAGAAAUCAAAUGGAUGAGCUUCAAGGUUUAGCAAAUUUUGCCAGGCCAGAUGAAAACGAAGAUUGGGAAGAGCAGCUUGAUAAAAUCUUAUGGACUCCUGUACAGAAUAGAAUAUUCACCAAAGUCCUUAAAAUAUUUAAUUCAGAGAGACUCGCGAGAUUAGCUAAAUCAACUAGUGCUAUAGAACCAAUAUUUCGGCGGACAUCAGUAGAUACAGCUGCAAGAAGAUUUCGAGAAACAUUGGCUUCUGCAGGCUGGGAUUGGAGACUUGCUCAAUGGUUGCACAGCUUAUUAUUCGAUCAUCUUCCUCAAGAAUACCUUGGGAUUUAUCUUGAUAUAUUGCAAACUUUAAGACUGAAAAUUCCACAACUUAUUGAUAAGAUGAUUGCUGUGCAGCCAAAUAUUAAUGCAAAAACAGGUUCUAUAACAUGGGAAACUCUUGGAACGCUUUUAAAAAGAUCAUGGGAUCCAAUUGCUCCAAGUUUAAAUGGCAAUAGACUUAAAAAAUUACCAGGAAAUCCGAUUCUAAUAAUAACACCUACCGGGGUUGGUUCUAGCAUGUCGUCGAGGCAACAUAAAUGGAUAUCGCAAUUGGGAGCUUUAGGAAUGGUUGUUACUGUACAUACACACUUAGGUUUAGCAGCUAAUAGAAUGACUAUGAUGGUGUGCAUCGACCAAUUAGUACAAGCUACUAGGACAAAAAUACAGGACAUUAGAAGUGAUUGUCCCGGACGACCGAUAAUACUAGUUGGUUUUAAUGCUGGUGCUGCUCUCGCAUGCCAGGUUGCACAAAUGGAACACGUGACUGCAGUUAUUUGUCUUGGAUUUCCCUUCUCUACGGUUGAAGGGAAAAGGGGUACUCCCGAUGAUACGUUAAUGGAUAUUCGUUGUCCAGUUAUGUUCAUUAUCGGGCAAAAUGCUACCCUUGCGAGAUCCGAUGAUUUAGAAGAUCUUCGAGAAAAGAUGUUGGUCGAGACAAGUUUGGUGGUAGUUGGAACUGCAGAUGAUCAUUUGAGGAUAUCUACUGCGAAAAAGAUAUUUGAGGGUAUUACUCAGAGCAUGGUGGACAGAUGUAUUCUGGAUGAGAUUGGAGAUUUUGUAGGCAGCAUUCUUUUACAACCACAACCUCUGCCAUUAAGAUCAACCUUAUUAUCGAGUUUCGAAAGUAAAAACAGCAGAAAAGAACCGCGAAAACGAAGAAAUUCGACAAGCAGUUCAGUCGAAAGUGAACCAAAUUCUCCAACUGUAAAGAAGUCUCGACCAAACACACCUAUUUCUUCGGCAGUGUCUCUUGGACAAAAUACAUCAUCGCCUGCACUUUCGAAAAUAGGGACACUUAAUGCACAGUCGAAUUUAGUAACUGCAAGUGCAGCACAUACAAGUCACACACACAACGUGAAACGCAAACCUCGUGUAAUUAGUAAUCAGAAAGCACACUUUGUAGAGCAUUUAAUAACGUCCAGGCUGUCUGGUCAGCAAAACUCUACCACAGACAAUGGUGGUAUAACUUUAAACAUUGGUUCCUUAGCAAGUUUAGCACCCAUUGGUCCAAUACGACUAGCACCAGCAUCAACUAGUCAUACCAUUUCUCCUGUAGUCAAAAGUACUGCUAAACCUUCAAUGUCCUCAACUAAAGUAUCUAAACUCACACCAACAAGCGUUCAGCUGCAGAACAUUUCAAAAAUGAAAGCUAUAGUAUCGUCAGGCAAAGGGUUUUCUAAAGUAAUAUCUAAUAACUAUAGGCACAUUAAUAUGCCUGAUAAAAACGGAGACGCGAAGUUAGUUAAUGUAUUGACGAGUUCUGGAAACCAAAUUAGAGUUACUACUCCGACUACAGCAGUAAUACAUAAUAAAUCCGGAAUUGGUACGUCGAAUGGCAAUUUACCAAAUAUGCUACAAAAUGGCAAAAGUUCUCUCACACUCGCGACAGGUUCAUCGUCUACUCGUGUACCAACAGCUUCUAGCAUCUUACUGACCCCAAACAAUUCUGCAGCAAAUAAUGUAACACCAACCUCAUCUACAAUAUCAAAAGUGAUGGACGACAUGGCAACAACCAGUAACUCUUCACAUGUGAUCCUCAGUUCUACUCAUUCAUUGGAUACGUUCAAGAUGUCACAAUUACCUCGACAAGUAACAACCUGUAACAACAACGAUAACUCUCAUAAUACAUCAUGUGGGAAUAUAAUCAUGGUUGAAAGUUCUCUUAAUACUAAACCUACUUGUUCGCCGAUGAUAGUACCAUUCAAUAGUCAUAGUUCAGGCACUAUCUUACCACUAUCUACCAAGUUAAAACCCACCCAACGAUCUACAAAAACAAUGCCAAAAAUCACAGUUAACACAUCCAGCUUGCAGAGAAUUCACAAAGCAAAACCGCAGACUGUACAAAAGAAUUGCCUUGCAAAUGAUAUUGAUGAUGAUUUAGGAAACAUCUUGGACAUACCAAUUAUAUUUGCAAAAGAUGAUGAUAAUUUAAAUUCCAUUGAAAAAAAUCCAUCUCUAUCGCAAGUAACUGUACCUAUAGAUGUUCAUGAAAAAAGUACAAGUAAAUUGAAUAGCAGCACUAAAGUUGUUCUCAUAAGUAACAAACAUGAUAAGCAACAAACUAACAAAUUUAUCACGCCUUCUGCUCAAACUAUCAUAUGUCCCAAUGUAGCUGUGCAAAAUUUAAAUCAUGUAAUACUACAGACGAGACCACAAAAUCCUACUAUAUCGAAAACUAAAACUACAAUUCCAAUGCAAACUCGUACAAACCAACCCACUAUAAAGUACACUAAAAUAAUACUUGCUAAAAGGAAUUCGCAACUUCCCCAUCAAAAUGAUAAAAACGAACAAGUAAUUGUUACGAAGACAAUUGACAAAAUGAAUACACCUAAACUUUUGACCCUUGAUAAAACUGCACAAAUCACAUCAAAGAAACUGAUAAGAAACGAAGAGAGGUACCUAGAUGAAACAAUAGAAAUAGAAGAUGCAAUAAAAAUGAAUAUUAUAGAGCGUAAAUAUAUACCUUUACAAAAAAUCGAUUUAUCAUCGCCAACGAAACAGGACAGUGUAAAACAAAUUCCGUGUGAAACGAAAGUAAACGAAGAGACUUGUUCGGAGAAUUCCAAACUUGACGAUGGAAUUAACUUCCACAUAUAGAUUAUCUAAUUACAAAUAAUAGAAUGUGUUUGUAUGGCUAGCAUAAUUAUGUAAAUGUUAUUGGUUAAACAGCUUUAAUAAUAAUUAAUCGUAUAUUGUUCCUUAUUUUAUAGUAUGAAUGUAAUAAAAAUGCAAUGCUACUGGGAUGUUCCAUGGAUUUUCACAGAUACUGUAUAGAAUGCAUUUUACAGAUAAAAAACUACUAGUGAGCAAUCUUUUAUAUAAUUUCAAAUUUAUCUAUGCAAAGAAAUAUUAUCUUAUGCCAAUCUUAUAAAAUAUUCUAGGAUUAAUGUAUUAACAUUUUCUUACUACAUACAUUUCAUAAAGAGUUGAGAACGA